Messenger RNA from Trypanosoma cruzi, 1245 nucleotides. RefSeq lists its product as uncharacterized. The record is from RefSeq and is a predicted model, not a curated record. NCBI's taxonomy places the organism in Eukaryota, Euglenozoa, Kinetoplastea, Trypanosomatida, Trypanosomatidae. Bases 1 to 1245 code for a protein of 414 amino acids. The transcript has a single exon.
AUGCAUCGGAGAACACUACGCCGACUGCAACAGGUCGUGCAAAACCCACCUGUUGGUUCUGCCAACAUUCCUUCGCCCUACGCAACGGAAGGGGGCCACGUUCCCAUCUGGUCGAUAGUUAACGGAUUCGUGCAGAAACGCAACUGGGUGUUUCGCAACCCGGAGUGGUGUGAUCUCUGCAAGGAGCCGGUGGCCCUCUGGGUGAAUCACCACGGGCGAAAAGACCACGCUUUGAUGGAUAUGCACUACACGCAGAUGGUGGAGUUUCCACGCAGAUGGAAUCCAGAGGAAAUUCUAGCCGUCUUCUUGGAAGAAUUGGGGCUCUCGGUAGAAGCUUACCAGAAGUACUACGGCGGGUAUGAGCGGGAACACCGCAAUGAGCUUUACGCGAUGCUUGUGGCAUUAGAGGAGGCAAAGAUGCUUCACUUUGGAGAGCCACGAGAUACAUACUUGUACCGCAUGCAAGGUGGCCUCCGUGGGAUGGAUCACCAGGGGGCUUUGGUGCUGCAUCGAUACAUCCUUGGCCCCUUCAUGCGCAUAUACCCCAAUGGGCAUAUUCAAGACUAUUCAAACCUGGUGGACUUUGUGACUUGUGCGUACAACAUGGAGACCGUCUAUGAUUUAUGCGGCUUUUAUACACUGGAUAAAGUAGCGUUGAAGGCGGAUUACAAGCCAAGCUCCCCUGCUGCAUUAGGCCUGGGAGGCAUUGCGGUACAUUCUUCUGCCACACAUGGCUUCGCUCAACAAGCGAUGGAAAAACCACAACAAUCACCACAACCACAACCACAGCGACACAUGACAGUAGGGACCGGUGGCCGUAGCGCUGCCGAUAUGGAAGAGGAGGCAUUCUCAAGGAAGGCUGUCUUUGUUCGGCAACUUUUGGGCCAGUUACGCUGGUUGACACUGCCAGACGAAGAGCACCCUGCCGGUCACAUGUUUCCACAGCAUUUGAUGUUUCUUGGUGAAAUCUGCCUGAAGUCGCUCGUGGCUGAAAUUGUGGCGGCGCGAUUGUGUGAGUACAUGGUGCGUGUGGAGCCUGUCUGGCGGGAUCACGGAUACGAACGUGUGAAGCUUGACGUGGACAAAAUCAUGAGGAAAGAAAACGAUAUUCUACCGGAGCCCGUAAAGUUUUUCUACCGCCCCAUGUCGCCGAAGAUGGAUGAUCUCUACAGCACCAACCGGGGUAACUUGGAUGAAGCGCUGGAGAAGGCUGUGGUCGCACCAGUAUCGGGUAAGGGUGCGUAG